CGUUCGCGACAUCAGGUCAGUAUGAUAUCCCAGACGUUUCCGCCAAGCAGCCGUCAAAGCGGGUUGGAUGUCGGCCGCAGUAACGCCGAGCGAGGCGAGGGGUGAAUGCGAACCUCACGUGAGACUUCGUAGGUCGAACAAUAGCAACUAUGUAAAGCUCAACCUGGGGCCAAUAGCGCACCGAAACCCUCAAUGAACCAAGUAUGAAACUCUCUAUCGUGCUCACCACUGCCUUGGCGGGUUGUCUCUCGCCUGUCCUCGCUGCCACAGAGCAGGUGGUACUAAAUGGUGAAGCAGAGGCGAGGCUUCAGCCAAUAAAUGUAGCGAUUAUUGGUGCCGGGGCAGCUGGUUCUUCGUCGGCUUACCAUCUGGCCAAGUUUGCCGCCUCUGCUGGCUUGCUGGUCAACGUCACGGUUUUCGAGCGAAAUGGCUAUAUUGGAGGCCGCUCAACGACUGUGAACGUCUAUAACAGGUCUGAGUACGCUGUAGAACUGGGGGCAAGCAUCUUCGUGACGGUCAACAAGGUGCUUGUCGAUGCGGUAAACGAGUUCAACCUCUCCACAGGCAGCAUGAUCGCCAGCCUUGAGCAUAUCCCAGGCGCUGCACUCGCUGUAUGGGAUGGCAAGGACUUCGCAUUUGUUCAGGAUCGCGAGAGUACUACUUGGUGGGACACGGCGAGGAUGCUGUGGAAGUACGGCCUUGCGCCGGUACGUACCGUCAAUCUCAUGAAGUCAACAGUCGGCAAGUUUCUGAAGAUGUAUGAUGAGGCCUACUUCCCGUGGUCAUCAUUGUCACGGGUUGCGGACAACCUGGACUUGAUGUCAGCGACCUCGGUAUCAGGCGAGCAGUAUCUCGCCACGAACGGUAUCACCGGCGCUUUCGGACACGAUGUGAUUCAAGCCAGUACGAGGGUCAACUAUGCUCAGAACUUGCGACACAUCAACGGUCUCGUGUCUAUGGUGUGCAUGGCCACAGACGGCGCGAUGUCCGUAGAGGGCGGUAACUGGCAGAUAUUCGACCAGAUGAUCAAAGCAGCAAAAGCAACAACCAUGUUGGAAACUAAUGUAACGGGGCUGAAAAAGCGGCAGGACGGGUUAUAUGAGUUGACUUACGCACCCGCUCAUGACUACUCGGAAGCGACGUUUCCAACCGCAUCCUUCGACGCAGUCAUCUUGGCUGCACCGCAUCAGUUCGCCAGCCUUCAGAUUACGCAGAACAGUUCAAUGCGCCAACCAGACCCUAUACGGUACGUCCAGCUGCACGUCACACUCUUCACCUCGCCUCAUCUGCUGUCGCCCGCGUACUUCAACAUGGCGGCCGGACAAGCUGCACCUAAAGUUAUCCUGACCACUCUGCAACCGAACGAGCAACCUCUUGAAGGCCCAGCUGGUGCCGGCCACGUUGGCUUCUUCAGUAUCUCCCUUCUCUCUCCCGUCUUCAACCCGCAGACCGGAACGCCAGAAUACCUGUACAAGAUCUUCUCGCCUUCAGCGCUCACCUCGGAGUUCAUGGCCGGCAUACUUGGCCUGGACGUGACCAAACAUGUACGUGACAGCGAUGUUACGUGGAUGCACCGGAAAAUCUGGGAUUCGUACCCGUAUGAGGUUCCGAGGGCAAGCUUUGAGGAUAUCCAGCUCGACGACGGCGUGUGGUAUACGGGCGGCAUGGAAGCCUUCAUCAGUACCAUGGAGACCAAUGCGUUGAUGGGCAUGAACGUGGCGAAGCUUGUCAUUGAUCAGUGGACGGGAAAGGUACUUCAUCGCACGGGAGAUGGAAGCAUGGAGGAGCCUGACAUGUGGUCGCAUACAGCAGCUCUGUAAGGCCUUAGAUACAGCGGAAGCCUUUGCUCACUUCUUGCAUUUACGUGCGCUCUUUCCUGGUUCACUUUUCGCUUGAUCAGCUUUGCACACGCCCAUGGUGCUAACACCUUGUCUCACCAUCGAUUCCUGCCUUGCCCAUUUAAGAUCAGCUCAAUCCAAACCUUUAGCGCGUCUACAUAUCUUGCCAACAUGAUGUGUUGAUCAGCUUUCGUCGAGC
This is a messenger RNA of Baudoinia panamericana UAMH 10762, 2037 nucleotides long. RefSeq lists its product as uncharacterized. Gene Ontology annotation, molecular function: prenylcysteine oxidase activity. Gene Ontology annotation, biological process: prenylcysteine catabolic process; prenylated protein catabolic process. The transcript is spliced from 2 exons. NCBI's taxonomy places the organism in Eukaryota, Fungi, Ascomycota, Dothideomycetes, Mycosphaerellales, Teratosphaeriaceae. The record is from RefSeq and is a predicted model, not a curated record. Bases 204 to 1820 code for a protein of 538 amino acids.